Arachis stenosperma is the source of this 850-nucleotide messenger RNA. RefSeq lists its product as uncharacterized. The record is from RefSeq and is a predicted model, not a curated record. Lineage: Eukaryota; Viridiplantae; Streptophyta; Magnoliopsida; Fabales; Fabaceae. Bases 1 to 648 code for a protein of 215 amino acids. The transcript has 8 exons. Gene Ontology annotation, molecular function: protein binding.
AUGGGUCAAGGUGUCUUAAAUCUGAUUGAUCUUGUUGGAACUGAAAGACUUUCAAAGAGUAGGGCAACCGUUCAGCUCCUGUGCAGUGUGUUGUUUUUUUUUCUUAUUAGUCAUGGCAGGCUUUGGCAUCCUACCUCGUUAAACUUCAUGCAGAAUGUAGUUAAUGGAAACCAGAGUCCUGUAAUAGCUGUUACCGAAGGAUGCCAGCUGACUUUAUGGGACUUGAGAAUGAAAGAAAAUGGUGGUUGUUUACAAUCAAUUUGUGGUACCCCUGGUGACAUCUUAUAUUCUGUCUGCAGUUCUUCCACUGGUAAUGUUGCUGUGGGUGGAGCAGAUCGUACUGUGACUGUUUAUGAUCCUCGCAGAUGGUCGGCAUUGUCUAGAUGGGUGCACUGCUCUAAAUUUGAGAUAACAGGACUUGCUUUCUCAAUAAUUAACCCUGAUUACAUUUAUAUUCAAGGGGUUGAUUAUGAGGUCUUGUGUGGAACUUGGAAAGAAACCAACAAGUUGUUCUCAUUUAGAGGUGACUUGAACUUGCUUGGCUUUAGUAAGAGCUCCAAAGAAGAUGUUUUGGGUGGAUGGUGUGAUUCAGGUAGCAUAUUCAUAGCUGAUGUAGCAAGUGGAAUUGAUGAAAUGGUGUCUCUGUAGAGCUUCAGUAGUUCAGUGUAUGUAACCAACCACACUUAUCUCUCAGCCCAAAAAAAAAAAAACGAGCUCAGAUCACUAAUUGUAUUAUUUCUGUGCACUGUUCCAAUUUUGUCAUUUUGAUCAUAAAGUUUCCAUUAUUUGAAAAUCUCAAUUAUUGAAACUAUUAAUAUGAAGGUUGAUUCUGUGAUUUACAUAUAUAAAG